Ixodes scapularis (black-legged tick) is the source of this 449-nucleotide messenger RNA. RefSeq names its product cytochrome b-c1 complex subunit 8 (gene UQCR-Q). NCBI's taxonomy places the organism in Eukaryota, Metazoa, Arthropoda, Arachnida, Ixodida, Ixodidae. The transcript has 3 exons. Gene Ontology annotation, biological process: mitochondrial electron transport, ubiquinol to cytochrome c. The coding region runs from base 127 to 375 and encodes 82 amino acids. The record is from RefSeq and is a predicted model, not a curated record.
UGUAACGCAAAUAGCGCGAUUGCGUUUUCUCGGUCGGUCUCAGUCGGCGUUGGCUCGCCAGUCUUGCACCCUAGAGUAUUGUUGAAAGUCUGAACCUCUUGGAGCUCCAGUCACCACAUCCGAGCCAUGGGCCUGCACUUUGGGAACCUGAUCAAGCUGAGGGGAGUCGUGACGUACAGACUGUCGCCCUAUGAGCAGCGAGCCUUCGCCGGCCUGCUGAAGCAUGGCUUUCCCAACGUCAUCCGACGGACGAAGGACCAGAUAUUCUACGUGGCCCCACCCUUCAUCAUGGGCUACCUCGUCUACGACUACAGCAAGAGGGAGUACGAACGAAGCAUAAGGAAGAACCCUGCGGACUAUGCCAACGACAAGUAGAAGCAGCCCAACGGCAGACAUUGGAGUUUAUUUAGAACCGACUGGGCACUAAUACACCGUCGUUCAAACUUAAA